Austrofundulus limnaeus is the source of this 517-nucleotide messenger RNA. RefSeq names its product pollen-specific leucine-rich repeat extensin-like protein 2. The record is from RefSeq and is a predicted model, not a curated record. NCBI's taxonomy places the organism in Eukaryota, Metazoa, Chordata, Actinopteri, Cyprinodontiformes, Rivulidae.
GGACACGCCCAUACAGAGUGAGUGGAAGGACACGCCCACACAGAGUGAGUGGAAGGACACGCCCACACAGAGUGAGUGGAAGGACACGCCCACACAGAGUAGUGAGUGGAAGGACAUGUCCACAGAGAGUAGUGAGAGGAGGGACACACCCACACAGAGCAGUGAGUGGAAGGACAUGUCCACAGAGAGUAGUGAGAGGAGGGACAAGCCCACAGAGAGUAGUGAGAGGAGGGACACACCCACACAGAGUAGUGAGUGGAAGGACAUGUCCCCACAGAGUAGUGAGUGGAAGGACAUGUCCCCACAGAGUAGUGAGUGGAAGGACACGCCCACAGAGAGUGGUGAGAGGAGGGACACGCCCACAAAGAGUAGUGAGAGGAGGGACACGCCCACAGAGAGUAGUGAGAGGAGGGACACGCCCACAGAGAGUAGUGAGUGGAAGGACACGCCCACACAGAGUAGUGAGUGGAAGGACAUGUCCCCACAGAGUAGUGAGAGGAAGGACACGCCCACAGAG